Messenger RNA from Spirometra erinaceieuropaei, 18905 nucleotides. The record is from the annotation of a GenBank genome assembly. NCBI's taxonomy places the organism in Eukaryota, Metazoa, Platyhelminthes, Cestoda, Diphyllobothriidea, Diphyllobothriidae.
AUGGACCCGCAUGGAUUCGACGUCAGCACUUCAAGUCCCAACAAAAACUGGACGCUCGUUACGGAGAAAAUCACAACGGUAAGAUCAGAUGGGUCACGUGAUCCAUACUGCACUGUCAUGAUGGAAGUCAGCAACGGAAAAUCUCCAGGCCCCUCUGAUGUGAUGUAAUUAAGGGGGUCCUGCCUGUGCAGGCCACGUUGACAGCUCAGAAGUGCACAUGACACAAGUGGACCCGCUUUCGAUUUCGGUUUAAAAUGCAGAUCAAUUUAUGCUUGAGCGAUGAAUGAACAGAGAAAUGACUAACGCCCUCUUACAGUAGUACAGACUGGUAUCCUUUUUGAACAGCCAGAUUCCAAAAUAGGCACCAAUCAGUAACAGUUCGCAGAUGGAUCAAGAAUUUAUGAUGUCGUCAGAAGUUUUGGCACUAUUCCCCUGUUAAAUGUUAUCCGGGACAUGGCCUUGGCGCACGCGCGUGCACUUCGCACCAGGGUUGGCAACAUCAACUGACAUUUGACUCGACUGAGUAAUUCUUAACACUGCCCUCUGAGGAGUGGUGGUUGCCCAGCUAGAUGUCGCCAUGAGCACUGAUUUUGGACACUUCGUGUUGUCGGUCGCCUCACACAAAGAAAUAAAACAAUUGUAACGACAAGAUAACAAGGAUCUAGUGAAGGCCCCCAAGUAUGCGUACAAAGAAUGUCUACUAUACGUGUUUUAGUAGGUCGUUUUGUAUUUGAUACUCUCCUGGACAUGGUCGUUCAUCGUUGACUCAUUCACAUCAACUGACUUUCCGUUGCAUAGCCGACCAUGAACAUAGCUCAGAGAGUUGAGAAACGGCGAUCGCGCCUUAUUCAUUUAUCGCGGAUCAGGUCCUUCGCUUUAGCAUUAUCUCCCACUGGCUGUGUUGCGGCAUUAAGGGCAACAUCGUCUGAACUGGGUCGUUCAUCGUAGACUCAUGCACAUUCGAUUGGGAAGCUAUCAUCUGACUUCACGUUACAUAACAAACCAUGACCUUAGCUCAGAGAGCAGAGUAUUGACCGCUGCACUUCGCUGCUUCAUCGUGGAUCUCACCCGCCAUUGGCUGUGCUGUGAUACCCCAGGCAAGAACCUAUUGAAUGGGUCGUUCAUCGUAGACCUCAGUUCAUACCAUUGGGAGGCUGGCGGUAUGCUUCCCCUUAUAUAAGCUGCCAUGAUCUUAGCUUAGAAAGUUGGCAAGCGAUCGCGUAACUUUGCUUCCCCAUUGAGGACGUUGCAGCUCACCUUAGCAAUAUUUAACACAGCAUCCUUUCGAAUGGGUCGUUCAUUGCAGACUCCAGUUCAUGAAAUUGCGAAGCCGUCGGCCUUAGCAUUAUCUACCACUACACGAUCCAUUCUGAGAGUACGAUCCAGCAUAGUUCUGUUGCGAUCACAUAGCAUCGUUAUUCCAGAACAUAUAUGACUGCUUAUGAUAUAAAUGACGACAAAACUAUCCUUAUUUUGUGUUCCCAAAACCUUAGGUAAAACAAGACAGAUGACUUCAAAGUAGUUUAUAUAAUACAGUUUACUUACACUUAUGUCACUUUCCUCAACGCUUGCCUUCUUUUACACUGGGUAUGAUUCUGCUACGUGGGACAGAAAGACUUCCCAUGCUUCCAUCAGUCCCAUUGUAUUUCGGCCAAACCAUAGGCGGCAUUGCACUUCAUCAAUAUGGGCCUAUAAGCCCCGGCCAGAUACCGGCCCGGCUUCAUGGAGCUUCCUUUUCAAUCUGCUCCAAUAUGCCUCGAUGACGUUCGUGUGCUCGUAUGGUCGGGUCCCUAAAGUGCUUUGAGUGGUUAACUGAGUAAUGCUGAUAUCCUUUCGCUGGGAGGCGACUGGACGCCUUCCACUCAUCAGUAACAAUAAUGCUAUCAGAUAAGACGUCCACAUAAGCAUCAUAUAGGAAAGAGGGAGACGAAAUGUUAACAACAAAUCACAGUCAGUAGUAACUUGAGGCGUGAGAUUACCAUGACAACUGCAGAUUGAUUACGUGAUCUAACUGCUUGCACAGGUCUGGUUUCUCCCUCCGUAUGUAAGCUGCUUCCAAAUAACGCAAAGUUCGAGUUGUAUGCGCUCGGACAAGUACUCGAAAAGAUGCUUUAGGGUCGACAACAUGACCGCUAUCUAACAGGUGCUUCGUUAUAGACGAACGGGGCGUUUUGUUUUCCUGUUUGAAAAGCCAAUUAGGCAAAUGCUCAGCGGCCCUGGUUGCCAAUUGCCUUUGCGUUCGCCCAAUAUACUUGCAUCCGCAAGUGCAUGUGAAUUCAUACACACAAUUUGGGGUGGCGUGCAUUGGCAAGGCAUCCUUUGCCCGGUUAAUUUGAAGGCUUUUUGUGGAACUGAUGAAGAUAAGCUCUGCUGCGUUGUACAUUCUUUCUCUGGUGUGAUGCAAGCGUCGCUUGAUUGUGUUUGAGACAUUGUCACCCUUAAAAGGUAGACAUAUUAUAACGGGCUUCUUCGAAACGGACUGUUCCGUCAACUUUGGCCGUAAAUGGUUGCUGUACUUCUGAAUGAAGCGUGCAGGAUAACUACGAUUAAGUAAGGCUUCUUUGAUUCGGGCAGUUUCUGUAUCUAUGGUCUCCCUGGAGCAAAUAUUUCUCGCUCUUUGAAAAAGAGCAUGUACUAGAUUGCGUUUCCAUUGUAUUGGCGCAAAGCUUUUAAAAUGUAAGUAUUGCCCUUUCCACGUAAUCUUGUGAAAGACGGAGCGUCUUAUUGAACCAUCAUCCUCUCUAAACAUGAGGAUGUCCAGGAAGGGUAACUUGUUAAACUGCUCCAUUUCCAUCGUAAAUUUGAUUUUCGGAUGCAGAUUAUUCAUCAGGCAAAGUAUGUCGGAGGCGUCUUCCUUGUUGUCAACAAUCGUGAAUAUAUCAUCCACGUAUCUCCUGUAUAAUGUUGUCAUGUUUAAUCUUGAUGAGACCUUUUCUUCUAGGUAACCCAUAAAAACAUCGGCGAGGAUUGGCCCAAGUGGACUGCCCAUUGCGACUCCGUCAAUUUGCCUGUAAAGUUCCCUAUUAAACAGAAGUUGAACAGCUUUGGUGCAAAGUACCAGCAGAUCCCUUAGUAUUUCGGGGAAGAGUCGGGUUUUGGACGCAUGGACGCAUAUAACAUCUAUUGUUUCAUCCAAUGGUACAUUGGUAAAUAAGGAUUCCACGUCUAAUGAGAUCAUACACUUGUCGGCGAUGUUCUGGUCCUUGAUUUCUUCAAUGAAAUGAAGACUGUCUUCUAUCGUGUAGGUGGAGAAAAAUUGUCGAAUUGGUUCCAGCGCUUCGACAAGCCCUUUUGCUAGUCUGUGUGUAGGUGAAUUAGACAUAGAAAGAAUUGGCCGUAAAGGUGUGUCCUUUUUAUGCGUUUUUGGCAGACCAUAUAGUCUGGGAAUAUGCGUGCCUCUCGGUUUUAGGAGUAGUGCGGUUUUAGUAUCGAUCAGGUUUUUGUCCAACAACUUUUGAACCUUUUUCCAGACUGAGUCUUCCAAUGUCUUAGUUUCAUCUUUCCCAGACGCCUCUAGACGAAAUUUGCUCUGAUCCUCUAAAAUGCACUUCAUUUUUCUCACAUAGUCCUUCCGGUUAAGAAUAACAACUCCAUGGCCUUUGUCAGGCUUAGAAAUUAUUAUUUGUUCAUAACGUUUCAAUGCGGAUAAGGCAGCUAUAUGUUCAUUGGUUAAUGGAGUCCGUUGUGUUACAGGAGUUUUACGGUACUGAUGAGCAAUGUCCACAAAUUUCGCUUUCAACCAGCCGGCAUCGUCAGUAGAUCUGGGUACUAAAUCAGACAGUUGAGAAUUCAAGUCUUCAAACUGAGCCUCAAUUUCACCUGGGUUUAAUCUCCUGUUUGGAAUGCAAAAGUCAAUUCCUAGUGAUAAAGCCUCUGAUUGUAGCUUAUUAAGUUUGAUGUCAGACAGAUUAAGGAUAGUUUCAUCUGUAUUCAGAGGGAAAUAAUCGUCCGUAGACUUUUUGCACAAUGACUUCCUUAGUUUAAAACGGUAUGAGUCUCUUGUCUUCCUUUGUAUGAUACACGCAUGUUUCAUGAACAUUAACCAGCAGAAGAAACUUAUUUUGUCGAGAAUAUGUUUUGUUUGGUCCAAACGAGAUUUGUUUAUGUCGACAGCCUCAACCGAGUCCUCAAUUUUUGAUUGUGCAAGACGGUCCAGAUUUUGCAUGGUAGGACGUAAUUUUCCCCGACGGAGGAUUUUGUAGAACUCCACUGGGUACUCCUUGCUGCUUAUGCAAUUCUGAAGAAAUUCAAUCCGUGUGUUUUCUUUCGUUAUUCUGCAUCGCAAUUGUAGAAGUCUGUCCUGAGACUUAAAAAUAUCCGAGGGGAGGUGCUGUUUCAGAAAUUUGAAGCAUUUUUUCCCUGGUAUGAAUUGAAAACAAGCAUGUACAGCGGAAUUUCUUGGGGCCAAUAAAUUUCGUGACGGCUUUUCAACUGCAGCCAGUCUCUGCAUAACAUAGGUAACGAAUGAAAGCGCACAGCAGUAUGAAUUUGUACAGUCCAUCAACAAGUGCAACGAUCUUCCCACUCCAUACUCCGUGCUGAAACUUCGCCUAGGCGGAGUAACAAGCCAUUCGGGGAGCGCAGAGGUGAACACUUUUCCCAACACCGCGGCCGAUGCGUCAGAUGGUCGAGCAAUCAUCACGCCAACAUCCAACGCACGUGAUGAAAUUGCAGCAAUUAUCGACUCGAAUGUCGGUCAUCAAGCAAUGAUCACACCAAGUGCGACGAUCCCGGAUGAAGGCGGGAGCCGUGAAUGUUCAUAGGUAUGCGGUAGCAUGGCGACUGCAUCCUAUAAAUACUGCAGCUCCUUGUGCAACAAUCACCAGUUUCUGCUUUUUUGUCUCUGAUGAUGGAUUCAAGUAGGAAUCCGAAACGUCAGCCUAAUAAAGCUCUUGUCCCGGCGAUCGUGUCUCCUUCUUCAAUUCAACGUCAGUAUUUCAAGUUCCACCUCCAAAAACAAAAAAAUGGACGUUCGUCACGGAGAAAACCACAACUGUAAAAUCGGAUCAGUCGCGUGAACCACCCCGCACUGCCAUAAUAGAAGUCAGUAACGGAAACUCUCCGGGCAGCUCUGAUGUAAUAUAUCAACAUCCCAUGCUGGGUAGUCCCAAUCGCAGGCCUUGAGUUCUCGUCUUGACCCCAGCUUGUCCACCAAAGCUCCCGCCCCACCCCACACAACCUACCCCCAUCCCCCCACUGAUCUGACUAACAUUUCGCGCUGUUUACAUACCUAACCGUCUUGAGAUCACAGCGCUGACCUCUAAUUGAACAGGUAGGUUUAUAAGUAUGCAAAGACCGGCUGCGCUUGAAAAACGAGUCACAAUUUUUAUGACGUCGAUAAUUUUGCGCGAUUCACCACACGUCUACUUUGUAAAAACGAUGCUUCAAAGUUCAUUUUACGCUUGAGUGAAGCAGAGAAGUCGUCGAAUGACGUCUGAGUUGCAGGGUCAUUCGUGCUAUCCUGAGACUGCAUUUAGGAGAGUUGAGAGAUCAGUUUAAUUUACUAUGAUAUUUGAAGGUUUGUCACACACUGCUCAUGGAGUCCCGCAGAACUCAGUCGCACUUUUGGAUCAUCAUACCGCCACAAAAAUUUGGUACAUAUUUCAACCCGACUGUCAAGCAUUCAGCUUCCAUUAAAUACUCAAUGCAUCCACACCGCUUAAAUGCUCUCUACUCUUCCGGUCAGCAGUUCUCACAAAGAAUGCGAUUUGGUAAAUACCCAACCGCGUCAGCAUGAUCAGGCUGAAAAAUGUCGCCAGAUACGAUAGGGAAAACUAGAGUUAAAUGAACAGACGGCUUUGAUGGUUAAACCCGCACCCGCAAAAGUAAAGCUCAGAGGAAGAAAUAAGUCCAGAUUUCCCACAAACGACGGAGAUGUGCUUCAUGCUGUGCAGUCUCCAAUCAAGUUUGUUGAGUUCCCGCUGUCAUCACAACCUGCUCACCUACAAACCUCGCCCCUCGUACCAGACCCACCCUUCGAAAGGACUGACGUAUCUUUACAGUAGUCAAGACUAGUACACUUUUCAAACGGCCAGAUUCCAAAAUAGGCGCCAAUCAGUAACAGUUCGCAGAUGGAUCACAAAUAUCCGAUACCGUCAAAUGUUUGUCCGCUUUUCACAUCUUCAAUUUUAUCCCGGAAGAGGGCAGUUCGAAGCUCAAACUGCGCUUGUGUGAUGGAGGGAAGUUGUCGACAGGUGUCUGGGUGGCGGAACCAUCCGUGUCAUUCUCAGGCAGCAUUUAGGAGAACUGAGAAAUGAGUCUGAUCUACUGUGGCAGGUGAAGGUGAGUCAGUGGUUGCUCAUGAUGUCCCGCAGCACCUAAAUGCGCUUUUAGGCCAUCGUACCUGGAUAAGAUACUUCAUUAAUGCUUCGAUCCGGCUAUCAAACUCGCAGUAUAUUUCACUGUUGAUACAUUCAUACCGUUUAAAUUACAUUCGUUGUUCUACGGAGUAAUGUGAUCUACUAUGACAGACGGAUCUUAAGCAUAGUCUGCCUAUAAAUGCCUGCGUCGGAGUCAAUAUGUAAUAAUUACAGCUGUACAGAUACCAGAGUGAUUAAGUGAAAAGCAUAUAAAUGUCGCGUAAGUGAAAUCUUAUUACUCAUGCAUGUUUUGAUUAUCGCACUUCAACAUGACCGGCAUCCGUCUAGGUGUAUUUUUUGAACAGAAUGCGGAACUCCCAGCAUGCAUUCUUAUUACUUUGCCAUCAUUAAUUCACUCAGAGAAUGCUGUUUUAUGGAGAAGACAAUCCUUUUUUCAUGAGCCUACGGACCAGGCUGUGACGGUCUGCACGGCGUGGCGACAGCGACCUAACCUCUCCCCAUGCCUGUUGGCUGCCUUUGCGGCAUGUGCCUCAGCCAAUGGCCUGCCGAAACCGUGACGCUGAUCGAUAUUGCAUUCCUCAAUUACUGACAGAGACCGGACAUGGCUGCGGCGCAUGCGCAUACUUCGGAUCAGGGUUGGUAACAUCGAGUGGCAUUCGACCUUGACGCCGAUCAUUCUUCUACUCCUCCUUGAUUGGCUGCAGUCGAACAUGGCUGUGGGGCACGCGCGCGCAAUUCUUCACCUCUUCAAUUUUAUUCCGGAGACGGGCAGUUCUAAACUCAAAUUACGCUUUAGUGAAGACGAGAAGUUGUCAAAUGGUGUCUGGGUGGCGGGACCAUCCUCGUCAUCCUCAGUCAGCACCCACGGGAGCUGAGAAAUGAGUUUGGUUUGCUAUGGCAGGUGAAGGUGAGGCAGCGGUUGCUCAUGAAGUCCCGCAGCGCCUAGAUGCACUUCUAGGCUAUCGUAUCUGGGAUAGAUUAAAUGUGUUUUCUUGCCAGAUGAUUCAUCCAGCGACUCCCAUUUAACCGUUUGCAGCCAAAACUGCCGCACAUUUAAUGCAAACUGCUUUAUUCAACUGCAAAAAAUGAGUUUAUAUUCACAUAAAAAUGAUCUUCAAAUCAGAAGCAAAUAAAUGCUGAGCCACAGCCAAGUGACCAUCACUUUUUCGUCCAUUCAAGGAGCCGUGCUUCAUGGUACCCGACUUGCUGAGUGCAGAGCAAACAUUAACUUUCGCAGAUUUCCUCUCGCGUCUGCGCAUCUCGUGUUUUUUUCUCGUGGUUUGGCACGGGAAUAUGAACUUCCAUAUCGCAUGUGUCCUUUACUUAAAUUUUGUGGGCGUUAUGGCUAGCGUUAGGGAGGGGGAUAGGGUUAUGGGGUUACUGCCACGAUUAGGAAAAAGUUAGGAAACAUCAAUAGGUACUCCUGCAGUUCGGGGAGGGUUCCGUAUUCCCCUGCCCAACCUUUUCCCAUUUCCACACCCAGUUGACCUUCCUGCAGUUGUCGUGGUUUUCAAAUGACCAACAUUCACCAGGCACAGUCCUCCGCAUUUUUCAUAUCAAAGAAAGCCGUUUAAAGCAUUUGUUUAAGGGAAGAAGAAGAGUCGAGCACCGGAACACUUCGUUUAUUGUCCUGAGCUUUCAGACUCGUACAGGAGUCCAUCGUCAGAGGGAAGAAGAACAGGAACAGCAGUUGCCCUUCCUGGAUGUGCUUGUCAGACGAAACCUUAACGGUGAACUUGAAACGACGGUUUAUAGGAAGGCAACGAACACCACACAACUUCUCAGUUUUCACAGCAACCAUCCGGUGGCUCACAAACGAAGCUGUGUGAACACGCUCUUCAAACGCAUUCAAACUCAUUGCAGCAAACCGGAGGACAGAACACGUGAGGCCCGUUAUCUCCGCGACCAGUUUGUGCAAAAUGGCUAUCCAAGGGCAUUCAUAAGUCGCUGCCUACGCGGUCGCCACCAGAGAACUCGAACAUCAACGCCAACGACGAUAUGCCAUUCUCUGCCAUAUAUCAAGGUUGUUUCGGAAGCGAUCGAGCGCAUUGCUGCGGAGCUAGGUGUUGGAAUUGCCCACCGCCUCAAAGCCACCAUGCGCAACAGGGUCAUGAAAAUCAAAGACCGGUUAAAACCUGAAGAGCAAUCUGGGGUAGUGUAUCGCAUUCCGUGUCAAAAUUGUCCUUGUAACUACACAGGACAGACUGGACGCAUGCUCGGAUAGCGCAUACACGAACAUAAGCUGGCUGUGCGGCGAGGCGACGUAUUAUCACAAGUGGCUGCCCACACCUACGAAACGGGUCACGAGUUUAACUUUGCAGCCACCAAAAUAGUCGCCCACGCCGGAAACAAAACAGUCCGAGAAUUGAUUGAAGCCUAGGCCUCGGAUGAGAACUCGGUCAAUCGAUUUAUCGAUCUGGCGCCGGCGUACAGAGCCCUUCGUAGUCACCUCCAGUCGUGCGACGUCGGUCGAUGAUUGGGCCUACGUGCCUUAUAACUGCCGCUUGUCCUGUUUCUGCCACUACCUCUGACGAUGGACUCCUGUACGAGUCUGAAAGCUAAGGAUAAUAAACGAAGUGUUCCGGUGCUCGACUCUUCUUCAUCACUUAUGCAUCCACCUGGAACUCGAAAUUUCGCCUUCAUUCGUGAAAGCAUUUGUUGUAACGAUAUUAUUCCGAACGUCACCUCCAUCAAAGGACCACUUUGAUAUUGAGAAUUAGGAUAAAAUCCCCUGAAACAGGUAGAUCAUCCGACCACGAGAUCCUGAGGACGUGACAGUUGAGGACACAUCCUAUCUAAUAUGCACACUUCGCAGCAUUCAAAUGCGCCCUCUAAGUCUUAAAUCGCAAACGUCACGUUUAUCACAGCAACAGUGGCUUUCCGAUUCCCAGCCUUCACUUGCUCUCCUUAAGUAGACCAAAAGUGAGUUAGUGUAAAAUCUACUUAUAUGUCGAGCCAAAGUCGGGACAUUUUACGCAUAAUACACCGUAUUCUCCUCACAGUAUUCCACAACGGAACGUUACUCGUGUGACAUUCCACCCUCGCGAUCGACAGCGUGGCCACUUACCCAUGCCGCCUUCAGUCUACCUACCAUCUCCUAUCAAUCGGUUGCUUGAGCCGCGGUGACUUGGCGUCAUCCUGGCGAGGGCUUGAUGCAACCGACGCCGGGUCCUUUGCUGAUUGGCUGCAGUCUGACAAGGCACAGGCGCACGAACGCUCUCCGCAUCGGGACCGACGGCCUCAACGACUGUCAUUGGACUGAAGAGAACGCUCAAUGUAACUGCCUUCUGAACUGCGUGCACGCUCUCUUGCCCCAAAAAAGAUUGCCAGAUUACUAUCUACGCUUAAAUUUGAAUUGGGAAAUCUUGCGCUGUCAAGCCAUUACACAUUGACCCUUCCUCUGAACAUCUAGGACUGCUUGACCGGGAGCUGGGACAAUGGCCGAGAAUAUCGUUUUUAUACGCAAUUACCUUACCAAGGGAAUCCGUGCAUUUAGUUAAAUGAUCUCCCUCUGGAAAGACUUAAGUGAAUUCUGCCGGCUUUUCGCUAAUCGCUUAAGAUCAUUUGGGUGAGCCUACGCGUGCUUUCGAUAAACUUUCAUGGGGCGAGUAUAUUUAUAUGGGAGUGGGGUACAGAGUAAAAGGUGUGAGGGAUAGGAGAAAUCGAUUACGAUUCGUCUUUUCAUACAAGUGGAGUGUGUGGAUAGGGGUUGGGGAGAGGCGGCAGUAAGUGGCAGCGGGGCUAGGUAGCUCCGUGUGAAAUGAGAAGGGGGGAGGGAAAGGGGGCGCAGGGACAUGCAUGUAAUUAAUCGAUCUUUGGCCACGGCAGACACAGAGCGUGUAAGGACGUUCGACCGUCGCAACUGACGAAAUCCAUCGAGGUCCCCACCGAGUGGGCGUAGCAUCGGUGACUUGUGCGUAGAUGAGCUUAUGGUGUUAGCAGACUUGUGCAGCAUCUACCGCACUCUAUUUUCCCCUUAACCCAUCUGAGUCCGGUAUCAAGACAGAGCCAGAAAUUGUAUCGGGUUCAGUGGUUGACAAGGCUAGAAAACCCGACUAGUCCUAUCACAGAUGGCUGGUCUGCGCACGAUGGACCAGGUUGCGCAGGUUGGAGAGAAAAGGCGCAGAUCCUGAUCGAUUGGGAGUGUUGAAGAGGCCACAUUAAGAAGGAGCCAUUGCUGCCUGACUGGCCGUCCUGAGCUGACUGAGAAAUCCUGUAAGUUGUAGCCUUCCCGGCCUUGACCAGUCAUGGAUAAAAGGUGUUCAAAGGUACUUCAGCGGGUUUAAAUUUUCAUAACCUCUGUUAUACGAAUGAAAUCAUUACUUGGUAAAUUCCAUGUGAAAAUUCACCUGUUGAAGCAUUUUAUACUAAAGUCUUAUCUUUUUAGUUACUUUAUUUCUUUGUUCAUGUGAGGUGAUUGACAACACGAAGUGUCCCAAUUUAGUGGUCAUGACGACACCUGACUGGACAACCUUUAUCGCUCAGAGGGCAGUGUUAAGAACUACCCAGUCGAGUCAGAUGUCAUUUGAUAUUGCCAACCCUGGUGCGAAGUGCGCGCGCGUGCGCCACAGCCAUGUUCGACUGCAGCCAACCAAUAAGGAGUAGAAGAAUGAUCGGCGUCAAGGUCGAAUGCCACUCGAUGUUACCAACCCUGAUCCGAAGUAUGCGCGUGCGCCGCAGCCAUGUCCGGCCGCUGUCAAUAAUUGAGGAAUGCAAUAUCGAUCGGCGUCACGGUUUCGGCGGGCCAUUGGCUGAGGCACAGGCCGCAAAUGUUAGGUCGCUGUCGCCACGCAGUGCAGACCGUCACAGUCUGGUCCGUAGGCUCAUGAAAAAAUGAUCGUCUUCUCCACAAAACAGCAUUCUCUGAGUGCAUUAAUGAUGGCAAAGUAAUAAGAAUGCAUGAAAUAUAAAAUGCAUACUGGGAGUUCCGCAUUCUGUUCGAAAAAUGCACCUAAGCUGAUGCCGGUCAUGUUGACGUGCGAUAACUAAAACAUGCAUGAGUAAUAAGAUUUCACCUACGCGACAUUUAUAUGCUUUUCACUUAAUCACUCUGGUAUCUGUACAGCUGUAAUUAUUACAUAUUGACUCCGAUGCAGGCAUUCAUAAGCAGACUGCUUAAGAUCCGUUGCUCCGUAGAACAACGAAUGCAAUUUAAACGGUAUGAAUUCUUCAAUAGUGAAAUGUACUCAGGGUUUUAUAGCUGGAUCGAAGCACAAAUCAGUUAAGUUAUCCAGGUACGAUAGCCUAGAAGUGCAUCUUGGCGCUGCGGGACUUCAUGAGCAAUCGCUGCCUCACCUUCACCUGCCAUAGUAGAUCAGACUCAUUUCUCAGCUCUCCUAAAUGCUGCCUGAGAAUGACGAGGAUGGUCCCGCCACCCAGACACCAUCUGACAACUUCCCUCCAUCACACAAGCGCAAUUUGAACUUACAACUGCCCUAUUCCGAGAUAACACUGAAUAGGUGAAUAGUGUCUAAACAUUUGACGGUAUCGGAUAUUUGUGAUCCAUCUGCGAACUGUUACUGAUUGGUGCCUAGUUUGGAAUCUGGCUGCUCAAAUUUUAUACCAUUCUGGCAUACUGUUAGAGUGGGUUUGUCAUUUCUCUGUUCAUUCAUUACUCAAGCGUAAAUCGAGCUACAUUUUUAACCGAAAUAGACAGUGGGUCCUCGAAGGUCAUGUGCACUUCAGAGCUGUCGACGUGGCCUCUGCAGGCAGGACCCCUUAAUGGCAUGAAAACAGAGGUGCCUGGAGAUUUUCCGCUGCUGACUUCUAUCAUGACAGUGUGGUAUGGAUCACGUGACCGAUCUGAUCUUAGAGUUGUGAUUUUCUCCGUAACGAACGUCCAGUUAUUGUUGUUGGAGCGUGGGACUUGAAGUGCUGACGUCGAAUCCAUGUGGGUGCAUUGUGUAUUAGAGGCUUCGUCAUGUGCUUCUUUGUGUCCUACUCUCUCCAUUUAGUAGUCAAAAAUGGCUAAACUGUUGAUGGUGUCGUAAUUUUGUGAUCGAUUUUCUCACUGGAACUGAUGAUUUCUUUGUCUAGAAUAUGACUGUUCGAAAAGACACUAGCUUAGACUGCUGAAGGAUAAAGGUAAGUAGAUCGCAGACGAUGUCAGUCAUUUCUAGGAAUGGAUCCCGUUCGGGGGUUAAUGUCAUAAGUUAGCGGGUUGGGAUCGCAGCGUAACUUUGCAAAACGUGAUUGGGGACUGCACAGCAUGAAAUACCUCUUCGUCACUAGGACGGAAUCCGGACUUAUCUGUGUCGUUGACCCUAGCUUCUUUUCGUAUCAUCUCGGGUGCUGAAUAGGUUUACGUGUGCUAAAAGCUUGUUAAAAUCAUAUAUUUAAACGCUGCCAUUAUUGCCACCCUGACCUAUUGUCUAUUAGAAGCUUUGUCAUGAAGCUCCGCCCUCAGCAGCCAAGCUAGCACAUGUUCAGCUGCCCGAGUCUUGAACGCGAAUCCACAGGUGUCGAGGACACUCCAGUGCUGCCCACACGGUCUGCAAAGGGAGGACGGUCUUGCUGCAGUAGCCAGCGUGGAGUAUAGGAAUAGCAGGUUAGAUGACAUGAUACAUGACUGUUCAGUCCUGAAGCAGGGCCGUCGCUUGCCCAUGUUUGACGCAGUCUCAUGCCUUUAACGGACCUCUGGACACCGACACAUCUCUUUGGUUUUCUUCUCUAGGCAAGCAGAAUAGAUAGUCACAGGCCUUUUGACAGAAAAUUCUGUUGGAUUUUCUUAUGUAGAGUGUUGGUGUAUGUGACAGUUCGACCAUCGAUUUCGAUGAUGUCCACCGUGUGCCCCCCACAGCAGGUUGGAGCAGGGACGGUGACUUGCGCAGGGGUUUAUAGUGCCAGUAGACUUGCGUAGCAUCUACCUACACUCUCUCCACCUCCCUCGCCCGAGCUCGGUGUCAAGACAGAGUCAAGAAGACCGGAGACGAGGGAGGCCGCAGGUGGAUGGCUCGGACGGAUCCUCACCUUGGCGUUCCACCACACCCCCUGGUCCACACAACAAUAACCAGGAUUUCAACCAACACAACAAGGAUUUGGAGGCUGGCACGGCCGAAGCCGCACCUAGGCGUGCCGCCAACGCCUGGCUCGGAUCCCACACUGUGGUGGGAGUGCCAUAAAGGCCACAUUAAAAAGGAGCCAUUGCAGCCUGACUCUCAGACCGCCUCCCGUUAAGGAGGAGGUCCAAGGUACCCCGUCAGUUGGCAACCUUCCGAGCCACGGCUUUUAGCGCACCGUGAUAGCUUCAAGCGCAUCAGAUUGAUUAUAGUGAGGAAAAAGUGCGCUGAGUCGUCUACCUCACUCUCCCUUCCCAUUCCCACACCCCAGCCGCCGUCCGAGCCGGUCGGCAAACUGGAGUGGUGGAUGGGCGCGGUGGCUGCCACGGUCGACUGACCGUGACUGCGCGCGCCACAGCACGACCUGGCCCCCCAUACACACACAAACACCAGGAUUUCACACAACGGGGGUUGAACGGCGUGUCUCUCACUUGCGUGAGAGGGCCGUGGAAGGUGCUGCUUCAGCCCGUUCCCAGCCCACCAGUCCGCCACUCCACACAGCACACAAACACAACGCGACGAACUGCGUGAACCGAGAGCGGGCUUCAAUCAGCAACCUUCCUAUCCACGACACUUGAAGUGUCGGGAUAGUCUCGGACUCAAAUCACCCGUACAGCCGAAGCCGCGUGGGAACCGAGUCGAGAUGCACACUGCCCACUUGCGUGGAAGGUGGCAGUUGGUGCAUGCGGUGGGUAAGUGUUGAUGUGUGUUGGUGAUGGUGGAGGAGGGUAGGGAGUGUGUGGAUGUGUGGUGUAACCGGCGGUUGUCUACCGCAGGUCGUCGUGGAUGCGCAUGUGGCCGAAUAGGCCCAUGCGGUGCCUGAAAGUGCGAGGACAGUGUGGGCAGUUGAGACGAGCUUGGUGGUUGGUGUACGUACAUCGAUAGGAGCUGCCUGUUCCCAUGAGCCAGCCCACACCGCUGCAGUGGCGGUCAGUGACAGAAACUGUAUGUCUAUUUGUCAUCGUCAGUUGCUGUUUGUGGUGCAGACGGAGGCCGACCGGACUCCAUGUCACGGAGGGUUUUGCAAAAGUCCAAUCUCUUAGCUUAUUUAACUAAGCGUAGUUAAUAACAGCUCACAAGUGGGUUUAUCCGAGAGACGGCUGGAGGUUUGGCAUCGAGCUACGGUCAGAGUUAGCGCUAGUAUUAGGUGUAUUGUUAUUUGUAGAGCUGUUGUUGCCAUGUCGGGGCUGUGCGUCAGAUUUGGAGUUGAGACUAGGGUAGCAGUUUUUAGCUUAGGGUUGAAAUUAGGGGUAGGAGUUAGGGUAAGACGUUUAGGCUUAGGGGUUAACGCUUACGUCCAGAUUUGGAGCUUUAAGGCAUGGAUUGAGAUUUCGUUUACGUUGGAGGUUAGCUUAAAUAUUUACCGUUUGAAUGUUAAGCUUAACCAUUGCAGGUUAUGUUGCGGUUGGCGUUAGUGUUGUAGUUAACUACGGUCUUUCCAGUGUGGUUACUAACUAUACACUUGUCCAGAUCACACCCGGCAAGUGUUAAGUAUAUGCGCGGGGUGAGGAGAUGCUGUUUUUCAACACAUCCAACUGCGCUUUAUCAUACUCGCUUCACUGGCGGGCGUAUUCAUUGAAAGUCUUCGUUUUACAACCUGACUGCUCCACGUUCCGAACGUAUUUCCUAAAAAUUAGCUUCCGCCUUGCUAAAUAAUUGCGUGUGGGGGUGCAAGACAAUGUACCAGUGUAGAGAUUUCAGUAGCACCGACUCCUCGGUGCGGUACAGGUUAGCGAAUUUUAUUCUGCCGACGAAGGACCGACUAAAAUCUCCACCGACCAUUGCCAAAUCUUUUAAAAUAUGACAGGCAGUUCUCUGUAGUUUUUCCCUACCCCGCGCACAUACUUAACCCUCACUUCGCAUCCAUUACUGUGAAAGGACUACGUCUGUUUGAACUACUGUGUGGUAGCUCGAGUCAUAACUCAGGACGCCAAUUCUGAGAAGGUGGUAUGCAUGUUAGGGUUGUGAGGAAGCGUUCUGCUGGUUAAACCUUCGGACAAGAGGUAUGCAUUAUCCUGUGGCCGAGGUCGCAACCCUUCGGCUAAGCAAGUCUGCCAGGGAAUUACCAACUAACGGUGCUCAAUUGUAGCCCAGCCGCAAAUUUUGUCCCCGAGGGAGACCAAGUGAGGAGUGGAAUUUCCAGCAGUGGGAGCAAGAGGUUGUGGUGAGGGAGAAGCCAAGUUAGGCGCAACGAGAACUCUGCAAUCACUGAUCAUCUAGCUUUCGGAUUGGUUGGUUACUGGGUUUGGUCCUCCGUAAUGAACAGUAGUUCCAACUAUUUGAGACACCCGACGGUUAAUAGCGCUAUGCCUCAAAAGGUUCCUUUAACUAUCGCCCAGGGGUUUCAGAAUGCGCAAACUGGAAGCGGACUUUUUACUCAGAAGAUGAUGCAAGCCGUUUGACUGGUUAAUGCCCACCUGGCACGAGGUUGAUGGCUCGCUCAGGUUUUUUUGGAUCACGUAGUGAAGGUUAUUUGGUGCGUGUGCAGUUAGCCUAAGACGGUCUGUUCAGUCUGGUGAAAGCGUCCCAAUCCCCUCUUGUCAAGUGACUGUUUGCGUCGCGUGUGACUCAGCCUUCGGCCUGCCGACACUGUUACGCUCUUCGAUAUUUUGUUCUUCCCUGAUUGGUCGCAGCCACAGGCACGCGCACGCGCGCACCUCAGGCCGGGACUGAUAUCAGAGGUUGGCUCUUACUUUUUUUGAACUUUUGCUCUCACUGCCUUCUGAGUCGAUCACACUCUUUCCGCCAGCGUUUCGGCUGUCCUACGAAGUAACUCUGUCUCCCUGACCUCUGAUUUGGGAAAAUUCCCUCUGACAAAAUCCCCAUAAAGGGUGGCAGUCCGCUCACUUGAUCGCCGCCGCUUUGCCAUACUGUCCUUCUGUCUGUCACACGCUCCCUGUCGAUUCGCUGCUGGGGCCGCGCGAGGCUUGUCAGUAGCCUCGCGAGAGCUCGAAGGCAACCAACGCUGCACCUUCGCUGAUUGGCUAGAGGCGGUCACAGCUCUGACAGCGCAGAGAUGCACACGUACGAUGGGGGCCUAAAACCUCGACGGCGGACCCGACAAAAACAACAUGCCUAAAGGGACAGUUUGCGGCAACUGGUUGACGAACCCCCUAUACACUCUUUCACAACAGUAAAGCUUGCCCAACCCGAUCUGUCCUCCCUGGCUUUUGGUUCGGGAAUCUUCAGGUCAGUAAUCGGGAACUCUCGCGUCACCCCCCUCCCCCGAUCACGAUAGGCAGGUCUAAGUUUCAUCGAAGCUAAGCCGUUCAGCGGUACUCAAACAGCUCUUAAUUCUUUUAGUUUCUUUCGUUCAUACUGAUCUGAAUUAGCAAAUUUAGAAAGUUGACGAUAGGAUAAGCGAACAUACUGACAUUGUUGGAUUGCCUGAAAGCCAAUUCCGUAGAAUUUGGAAAAUUAAGUAACACAGUUGAUAGAACAUGGGAUGUGACUCAGCGCACUAAGCUAGAUCAGCAACUGAACCCACACUCAAACAUAAGGUAUUCUUUGCCCAGGGUUGGUACUUGGACAUACACAGUAGGUGGGCUGACUCAUGAAAUGUCAACCGAAGUUCCAAAAUACGACUUCGUUUCGAAAAGAUUAAGUAAUCUGGGUUGUAGGACUGAUCAUCGUGCAGCGUAAUGCUAUACUAAUUCAGUUAUCCCGGGGUGCCGGUUUUCAAACAAACUUCUUUCCGGCUGCAUGCAAAAAUUAUGCUCUGCAAAAGAUGGCUACUUAUAUGGCAUGCAUUUUUUUCAUUGAUUUUUGAUGCUCUUAAAGAUUCCAUUAUAUUUCAUGGAAAACAUGCAUAAAAACAUUAAUUCUUUUGCUCAUUUGGUAGAAACUGGCGUCUUCUUCCAAUUUUAUACUCGAAGGAAGGGUGUAAUUUGGUUUUCAAAAUAUUUUCCGAUUCCCGAAUAAUUUUGAACCCGACCUGCUGUUUCACUUGCAUUCCGGGUCUCAAAACUACAAGCCGUAUAUUUUUCGCGUACGGAAAACCAUGCAUUUUCCUCUGUGGUAUUAAGAGGAAACCACAUGGGGUUCGUAAAAUCUAGCAGUAGAUACGAGCCAUGUUGUUAGCUUUACAAGCCACAUUGGUAAAUGCAGAGACGUGACGUUUUAUGAACGGCCAUUUCAUGGUAUUAAAAAAUCUCACAAUUGGAAACUUUUUUAAAACCGAAUUAUGAUCAGAUCAUAUCAGAUUUAUUAAGGGAAUGGUAGGCGACCGCAUUUGAACUCCCUUUUUAUUACAAUAACGUCAUAAAGAACAAUGUGUAAGGCAAGUGUCAAAGAAAAGUAGGUAAGUAAGUAAAUACAACAAGUAUUGAUUACUGGAUGCAAAAAACGUCAUUUAGCCAUUAAAGCCGUGCCAGUCGGGCACUAACCGGUCAAACGGCUGAUAUCAUCUUUUGGGUAAAAAGUCCGCUUCCAUGGCGAUAGGUAAAGGAAUCUUUGGAUGCAUAGCGCCAUUUACCGUCGAGUAUGUCAAAUAGCUGACACUACUGUUCAUUACGGAGGACCAAAACCAGUAACCAACCAAUCCGAAAUCUAGAUGAAAUCCCCCUUUUUAGUGAAAUCAGGAUUUGAUGACUACAGACACUUGUUCAGUUGUCGACAGUUGCAUGACGUGAAUACCAAAUGAACGACGCAUUUGGAGUUUGAAUCUACCGAGGCGGUCUAGACGGAAAACCAGUAGGUCGUCAUUCGAUGUCCACCGUCUAAUUUAAGCGGGUAGGCAACAUCAGGCAGCGAAGACAAGAUGAGGUAUGUAAGUCUUGUGAUGCAAAAAUUGACAGAGUUACGACAGGCUCUAUUUGUUUGCACACGUCCAGUUUAAGUAUAGAGGUGUAAACUACCUCCAAGGGUAUCAUUUUAUGAGCUGUUAGAGCAGAGCCGACGCCUAGAAAACGAUAAUUUGCGUAAACAGAGUAUCUGACGUAUAGGAAGUUUUUCGCGGUGGAGGGGCCCAGAUUUUGUUCUCCGAAUUUAAUGAUCUUAUGAACGUGCAGCCAGAUUACAGGACUGUUGAUGGCCUUUUAGUCGCGCAACUGAACACCGUAAUGUUCAAUUCAGGUUUUCAUCCGACUGACUGGCCUCCUUUAAAAAAACACACGUCAGACACCUACAUACUUCAGUCGUCGAGACAGCCCAGUAAAACUGAAGUGCUCUGUUCUCAGAAGACAGAACUAAAAGCUAAUAUGGACUUGCACCGAGACGGCAGAAAACCCUUACAUGUGGCGGAAGAGGAGAACUUGCUUUUUCAUCAGUCAUAACUGGCGAUCCUUGCCCUCAUAUUCUGCUACUUUAUACCUUGGCCUGACGAAUGAAGUAAUUUUUCGAAUGAGCAUUUUUGUAGCCGAAAACGGGUGAAGGGCGAGAGGAGAAGAAGAAGAAGAAGAGGAAGAAGAAGAAGGAGGAGGAGGAGAAGGAGAAGGAGAAGGAGGAGGAGGAGAAGGAGGAGGAGGAGGAGGAGGAGGAGGAGGGAAAGAGUAUUUUGUCUUGUGUUUUAGCUUCGACAGCAUGUUAA